Molecule: messenger RNA, 2445 nt
Organism: Fonsecaea erecta
Lineage: Eukaryota; Fungi; Ascomycota; Eurotiomycetes; Chaetothyriales; Herpotrichiellaceae
Exons: 2
Coding region: 1-2445 (814 amino acids)
Biological process (GO): Golgi to plasma membrane transport; intracellular protein transport; exocytosis
Cellular component (GO): membrane; exocyst
Source: RefSeq, a predicted model, not a curated record
AUGCCCUCAGUAGCGCCAUACAGAAAUGACAUGAACAAUGUGCUUCAGCAGAUCGUCACCUCGUCGUCGGAGGCAGACACGUUAGAUCAGUUGAUUCCAUACAUCAAAGAUUACAGCUAUGGGAACAAGACUGCCCAUCUGCUGAGCCAGCUAUCCGACCUUGCCGGCGAGCGGGAGGCCGAGAUUGAGCGCCAAUGCAACACCAACCACCAAGAGUUUGUCAAGUCGGUCAAUCAGCUUCUUCGAAUCCGCGAAGGCACCGUCACUCUCACCAACGAGAUCCUUGAGCUGAAUCAGUCCAUUCAAGCCAGCACGGAACGCCUCGUCGAUCAGAAGAAAGCUCUAGUCGAGUCCCGAGGCGUGAGACAGAACAUUGAAGACGCCCGGCACGCUCUGCAGGACUGUCUGGAAGUUCUUCGCUUGGCAAACCAAGUCCAAGAGCUCCGGGACCAAAAGAAACACUAUGCUGCUCUACGAGCACUGGACGAGCUGCAAAGCGUCCACCUUCAGAACGUGACCCAGUAUGAGUUGAGCGAGCUGAUUCAGAAGUCGGUGCCUGCGACUCAGAAAUCGAUUGCUGAAGCCGUCAUGGCCGACCUCAACACCUGGCUCUUUCGUGUCCGAGAGAUGUCCCAAUACCUGGGGGAGUUGUCCUUCUACCAUACCGACCUGCGCAAGCAGCGGCUCAAGGAGAGAUCCGAGAAGACUCCCUAUCUUGCCAACUUUAAACUCAACUCUGCCAUUGAGCUGGUGGCGGACGAGCAUGAGGAAUUCGACCUGCUCAAAAGCGAAGACCUCGAGGUUGAUUUUACUCCCUUGUUCGAAGCACUCCACAUCUACCGCUCACUCGGUCAAAUGGAGAAAUUCAAGACCGACUACGCCGCCAGUCGCCGCGCUCAACGCGAUCUUCUCCUCCAGAAUUCCAUCUCCCUCGUCGACGAAGAGAUGGGCGAUCUGCACACUCUCCUGGAAGAUAUCGCCGGCUUCGCCAUUAUGGAACGUGCCACAAUGAAGAAAGUCCCCGACCUCCGUUCCACCACCGAAGUUGAAGAGCUGUGGGACUCACUCUGCCAAACGGCCAUCUCGUUGAUGUCCAAGGCCCUCGCGGCGGUGGACAAUGCGGAACACCUGCUGAAGAUCAAAAACCUCGUCUCCUUGUUUAUCCAGACCAUGAACGCCUUCAACUUCAACACCGCGGCCAUGGCUAAUUUCGUCCUGGUCCUGUUUGACAAGUACGCCGAGCUGCUCAAAGAACGGUUCAGCGAGGACUUUAUCGAGAUCGUCAGCACAGACGACUACAUGCCCAUGCCGAUCCAGAAUGCCGAGGAAUUCGAAAAGGUCGUCAACGUGUCCUGGUACACACCGGAUCGUCCCGUGCACGAAAUGACCUUCCCGACCGUCUUCCCCUUCUCGCAGAUGUAUCCGCUCUGCUGCAUCGACAUCCGCAACUUCCUGAAUCAGUUCUACUUCUUCUCUGCGCAGGAGGACAACACGCCGUCGCCGCUCACGUCCAAGAUCGAUUCCCAACUGCUGACCUCGCUCGACGACCUCCUGACCACCAAGGUCUGCGCCAGUCUGGUGUCGAAGCUCUCGUCGCAGUACCUGGGUCAGAUCGUGCAGAUCCUGAUCAACCUCUCGCAUUUCACCACGGCCUGCCACGAACUCGAAACACUGCUGGCCACGGCGCGCUCGUCGUCCUCCGCGCUCGGCGGCGGCGGGAGCGUCGGCCCACCGGUCUCGCUCAAGGCUACGGCGCAGUUCAGCACGCACCAGAAGACGGCCGAAAACCGCAUCUUCGAGCUGGUCAACAGCAAAGUCAGCGACCUGAUCGAGACGGCCGAGUACGACUGGCUGUCGCGCGACCCCCCAACCGAACCGUCGAAUUACAUCCUCACCCUGACGCGCUACCUGUCGAACAUCAUCAACAGCGUGCUGCUCUCGCUGCCAUCAUCGCUGAAGGAUCUCAUGCUCUUCAACGCAAUCUCGCACACGGCCUCCAGCAUCCUGUCCCUGCCCCUGUCACCGCAGGUCGACCGGCUGACCACGGCGUGCAUCGCGCAGAUGGACAUGGACAUCCAGCACUUCCGGUCGUACGUCGAGACGCUGCCCAACAACAGCAUCCUGCUCGAGUCGCUGGACGAGCUGAUCCAGACGGUGGCGCUGAUGAGCACCGACCAGCCCGACGAGUUUUACGACAUCUCGCUCCGGAACAAGAAAUACCGCAACGUCGACCCGCUCAAGGGCCCGCAGCUGCUGGAGAAGGUCGUGCACGUGGACGUCCGGUCGCCCGUGUCCGCGAGAGGCGGGGGCGCCGGGCAGGGCCAUUUUGACGGCGACAACGCCAGAGACAGCACAGGGCUGGCGUACAGUGGGAGCACCGGGUCGAGGGGGGGCAAUACCUUUGCGGCGCUGCAGAAUCGCUUCAUGUCGCAUAGCGGACGAUGA